Molecule: messenger RNA, 1187 nt
Organism: Leptinotarsa decemlineata (Colorado potato beetle)
Lineage: Eukaryota; Metazoa; Arthropoda; Insecta; Coleoptera; Chrysomelidae
Product: paxillin
Cellular component (GO): nucleus; Z disc
Molecular function (GO): transcription coregulator activity
Source: RefSeq, a predicted model, not a curated record
CGAGUUAAGAAGUUUGGCACUGGUAUGUGAAUUUGGUUCAGAAAUGGAAAAUCUUCUCAGGGAUAUGCUGGUAAUCGGUGUAGUAGAUAAACGAAUUCAAGUAAAAUUACUUAAUCAGUACGAACUUGAUCUAAACACGGCUUUAGAAAUGUGCAGAGUGCAUGAAGCAAAUGUAAAGGAAGAGGAGAGAUUGAAAACAAUUUAUGACAACGCCAAACUCCAAGAUAAAAAUCAUUAUAAAAAAAAGAGAAACAAAAAAGUUGAAGCUUGCUUCGGAUGUGGUGUAAAUCAUAAACCAAGAUGCACAGCGGAUAGGCUUACUAAUAAGAAUAAUAAAAAAUCCACGGAAGAAACACUCUCCUACAAUCUCACAAAACCAUCAAGACAGAGUUCUGCAGCCACUGAACCAAAAACUUGCAAUCAAUGCAAACAAGUCAUCCAGGGAGGAGUACUAACAGCCUUAGGCCAAACAUGGCACCCAGAACAUUUUUGGUGCAAUGAAUGUAAGGAACCAAUCACUGAAGAAAAAUUCCGAGUUAACGAUGGCUUUCCAUAUUGUACGCCUUGCUUUUCAAAAUGUUUUGCUCCGAAAUGCCAUGCUUGUGACGAGCCAAUUAUGGAUAAAUGUGUGCAGGCUAUGGGCGUAAAUUGGCACGAGGAUCACUUCGUUUGCAAAGAUUGCAAAACUAAGUUGAUCGGAACUCAAUUCAUGGACCUUGGUGGGGUUCCCCAUUGUCAGAAAUGCUACAUCGCCAAACAUGCUGAUAAAUGCAAGGGAUGCAGCAAACCAAUCGCAGACAAGGCCAUCAUCGCACUUGAUGCAAAAUGGCAUCAAAUGUGCUUCAGAUGCUCGAGAUGUUCCAAGCCAAUCAUGAAAGAUCAGUCAUUCCAAGUAGAUGCCGGCAAACCCCAUUGCGUCAAAUGUUGAAAUAGAUACCAAAACACCAGCUUAUUGCUACAUAUACAUGUUUAUCACAAAGAUAACAAUUUAUCGUAUUACCAAUUGUUAACUUUGACUAGAUUUUGUUUAUUACAUAUGCACACUUUAUCUAUUAUUUUUACAGGACUGUACACGUCAUGUUACUAAUUUUGUUAAAAUAUCAUAUUAUUAUGUAAUUUAUUAUAAAAUCAUACAUUGUGAUGCUUGCAUGCAUGAUGUAGAAAUAAAGGAUAAAUCCAUAUAUACA